GUGCGCCUUCAAUAGAGAGGUUUUAAAGAAGAGGAAUGGUUUGCCAAAUUUUGAUUUUCUUUAGCAAAGAAAACUAUGAUUAGCUGGGGUUAGUCAAGAUAUGUGAGAUGUACCACAUAUUCUUUGAGAUCUCUCUCUCUUCUUAGACAAUGCUCAUACGAAUUCCAAUGGUAUGAUAGCACCGAUUCGAUUUCCCACAACAGAAUGGAUAUCACUCACUACCCAUCAAAUACAAUGUAUAAAAACACAACAAUCCAAUUGAUCAAUAUAAGCGAGGCUACUUGUCCACUCCCCUAGUGACCUAAAGCAGCAUCAAAGUAAGCAUGACUGACGCCUAGAGCUUCCGAACACCACAUCAUCAAUAAUCCAUCUCACACAAUCCCAAUCUCCAUCCCAACUCCAUAGAUACCAAAUCCAAAAACCACCAUGUCUCUCUGUCCCCAAUGUAACUCCAUCGAUCUCACAGACCCGCAUGCCGAUAUACUUCUCGGUCCUUAUACUUCCCUGCUCGAGAAAAGUCAGCGGAUUAUUGAUCCUGCGACUUCUUCUUCUUCUUCUUCUUCUUCUUCUUCUUCGACUCAUUGUGAAGCAUGUCUCUACUUCAUAACUAUCCUCCAUCAUUCUUCGCUUUACGCGAAUCGCAGAGAGGAAUUACAAAAUAAGAUUGUGUUUUUGUAUAUGCAUGGUUUGGAUGUGAGGGAUGUGGGUAGAGUUGAGAAGAAGAGGUGGGGGAGGAUGGAUAUGCGGUUUGAUGUUUGUGCGGGAGAGGACUAUGAGGGGGAACUGGGGGGAGGAAGGUUGGAUAAUAAGGGACAGGAUCAUUUACCUGUGGAUCGGGUGAGGAAGGUUCCGCAUAGUUUGGAUGGGCGAGAUGGGUUGGAUGGGAUUAAAGAAUGGAUGAGGGAUUGUGGGAGAAAUCACGAAGUUUGUCGCUCUCCUCGAAAUGGGGUUGAGAUUCUACCGAAAAGACUUGUUAGGAUAUCAAGUGAUGUUGAAGUUCCUCCGAUGCUUGUCGAGACUUCUGGGUUGGCAUCUAUAGACUAUCUCGCAUUGAGCGCUCGUUCCUUUGAGGAGACGCAAAACACCAGGGAAGGUCCCACAUUGGAAACCCUCUCUAUCUUAGACACAGCAGGAAAGUCUUUAGAUCCAAGUUCGCUUCCUAAAGCCUUUGCAGAUGCAUUUACUAUUACUCGAGGCCUAGGAUUUGAGUACAUCUACAUCGCCGCUCUCUGUCACGUGUCAGACGAUCCACUCACUCUCAUAUCAAUCUUCAGCCAAGCAACUCUCCUUCUAUCCGCCGAUAACGUACAAUCUCCCGCCGAAGGCUUGAUACAAGAAAGAGCGAUAUUCAAUUCUCCUCCCCUCGGUAUCAACAAAGAUCGCUAUCUCCGCCUGAGCUGUCUCCGCAACCACGCAGAUCUCGAUUCCUCUCCUCUCUCAACAUCAGGCUGGGCACUUAUUGAGCGAAUGCUCGCACCCCGAGUGUUGCAUUUCACAAAACGUCAGUUGAUCUGGGAGUGUGCCGAUGGCUGGAAAUUCGAAGCGUCGAAUGUCGAAGAUAAACAGUACGGAAGUGGCAUGAUCCGAGGCACAUAUCAGAAACCCCUCACGCAACCUUACGUGACGGAAUAUCUUUCUCGCGCGCCGGGACAUCUCUCAGAACCCACUGCAGGAGAUAAUACCCAGCACUCAAACCUAGACGAAUACGCACAGAGAUUAGAAACCUGGUACCAAAUCAUCUCCACCCUCUCCAGCAGCACCUUCCGCUCUCCCCUCGACAAAUCCCCAGCCCUCUCACUCCUCGCAAAAAUCAUAGACAACGACACAUUCGGCCACAAUCUCUCUGGGGUCUUCUCAAAAGAUAUCGCAUACGGACUCGCAUGGGCCCGCGUAAAUUCUCUGCUCACUCCAGAUCGGGACGUCCACGCCCCAAGCUGGAGUUGGGCUAGUGUACACGGAUCGAUUUCGCAUAUGUAUACUAGCUACCCCCCUUCGAUUCUGCAUAGACGCGCUGUUCAUUCUUCUUGGAUCGAUACGUAUACCCCGCACCUUGUACCACAUGAUCCCUCGUCCUCGCUCUCCCAUCCAUCAUCAUCAUCAUCAUCCCCCACAAACACAAUCUCACUCUCGCUUCACCUCCAAGCCUCCCUCACAAGCCUCCUCCACCUCUGCGAAUACUUCCAGCCCGAAUUCCCCCAAUACACCAUCAAUCUCGCGCUCGAACAAUCCCCCAUCUUCGAUUGUCCAUGCUGCGGACCCCGAAGUGACGACGUGCAGAAUUCCGGCAUGGGCGAAUUUGAAAAACGGAAAGAUCACUAUUUCGCCAUGUAUCUCGCGGGAGACUUGGAUUUUGAGUCCGAGGAUCCGGAUCAGUGGAAGGUGAGUCGGGUUGCGGACUUGCUGGUUUUGAGAGAGGUGGAGGUGGAGGAAGAGGCGGAGGGGGGAAUGGUGGGGAGGAGGGGUGGAGAUGGAGAUGGAGAUAGAAACAAGGUUAUUGUCAGGGAUGGAAUUGUAACGUAUGAAAGAGUAGGACUUUUGAGAUUGAACUUUACAGCGUUUGAGAAAUCGGAGGUUGAUGAGGUGUCCAUACAGGAGAAAUUCGACGGGGUGGGAUGGGAGAGGAAAACCAUCAGGCUAGUCUGAAAGAUAUCGGGAUUUCCUGAGGUGCUAGAGCACUUGAGAUAAUAUAAUAUAAUACACA
This is a messenger RNA of Botrytis cinerea B05.10, 2701 nucleotides long. RefSeq lists its product as hypothetical. NCBI's taxonomy places the organism in Eukaryota, Fungi, Ascomycota, Leotiomycetes, Helotiales, Sclerotiniaceae. Bases 427 to 2643 code for a protein of 738 amino acids. The record is from RefSeq and is a predicted model, not a curated record. The transcript is spliced from 2 exons.